This is a messenger RNA of Meleagris gallopavo (turkey), 3120 nucleotides long. NCBI's taxonomy places the organism in Eukaryota, Metazoa, Chordata, Aves, Galliformes, Phasianidae. The record is from RefSeq and is a predicted model, not a curated record.
AUGUACGAAGAAUUUGGUGCUAAGUUACAUUCGCUGGAAGCUGCUUUAUCAGAACUCCAAAGAAUUGAUACUAAAGUUCGCAGUGAUCUUGAUCACAGGAAGCAAAGCUUAAACAGUGAAGAGAAAAAGCAUAAAGAAUUGAUUAAAAUCAUGCAGGAGGAAUUUAAAGCAUUCACAUCAAAGGAGAAGGAACUAAAAAAGAUAAAAGAAGAACUAAAUAGUUUACAGGAGGAAAGUAAAAAAGAUACAGAAGCUUUAGCCACAGCACAACAGCAUUUUAAUGCUGUAUCUGCUGGCCUGUCUAGCAAUGACAGUGGUCAAGGAACUUCUCUUGCUGACCAGAUGAUGACCUGCAAAAAUGAGAUUAGCAAAGCAACAACAGAGGCUAAACAGGCCCAAAUGAAGUUGAAAUAUGCUCAGCAGGAGCUAAAAACAAAACAAGCUGAAGUUAAAAAGAUGGAUGGAAACUACAAGGAAGACCAGGAGGCAUUUGAAGCUAUCAGAAAAACAAAAGAAAAACUACAAGAUCAAAUGGAAAAGUUGAAAUAUGAAGAAGCUGAACAAGAAGCCCAUCUAGCAAAAAAGAAGGAAUUGAGUUCUGAAAUCAGUCAUCUGACAGAAUUGUGUGAAAGUAUAACAGCACAGCAUCCUCAUCUACGGUUUGAAUACAAAAAUCCAGAAAAAAAUUGGAAUCCGAACUAUGUGAAAGGCCUUGUUGUAACUCUUAUCACCGUGAAAGACAUAACCACAUCAAAAGCCCUAGAAGCAGUAGCUGGGGGAAAACUCUAUAACAUUGUUGUGGACACAGAGGCUACUGGCAAAAAGAUUUUAGAAAAGGGUCAACUAAAGCAUCGGUACACCAUCAUUCCACUAAGCAAAAUUUCAGCCAAGUGUAUUGGAGAUGAGAUUAUCUCACUGGCCAAAAAUCUGGUUGGUCAUCAUGAAGUAAAUAUAGCCAUUUCUCUUAUUGAUUAUAACUGUAAACUACAGAAGGCAAUGGAAUAUGUCUUUGGGACAGCACUGGUCUGUAGCAAUAUGGAUAAUGCUAAGAAAGUGUCCUUUGACAGAAGGAUAAUGAGGAGAACUGUUACACUUCAAGGAGACAUAUUUGACCCCCAGGGAACCCUUACUGGAGGUGCAAGCUCAAAUAUUACACCUAUUUUAUCUAAACUUAAAACAAUGAGAGAAGCUGAAGACAAAAUCAAAAUAAAGAAGUCUCAGCUUGAAGAAGUAGAGAAAGAGCUAGCAAACUUAAAGAAUGUGGCUGAAAAGUACCAGCAGCUGAAGCAGCAGUGGGAGAUGAAGUCUGAAGAGGCAGAGCUACUGCAAACUAAGAUUCAUCAAAGUGCUUAUCACAAACAACAGGAAGACCUGCUUGCUCUGAAGAAAACUAUUGUGGAGUGUGAAGAGACAUUAAAGAAAGCUGAAGAGAGCCAAAAGAAAGCUGAAGAAGAUUAUAAAGCAUUAGAGAAUAAAAUGAAAAAUGCAGAAGGAGAACGUGAAAAGGAAAUAAAAAAUGCCCAGCAGAAACUAGAUAGCGCCAAGAAGAAAGCAGAUGAUUCAAACAGAAAAAUGAAAGAAAAGCAGCAGGAAGUUGAAGCAUUAGUUCUGGAACUUGAACAGCUGAAACAAGAACAAGCCUCGUAUAAGCAACAGAUUGAGGCGGCACAACAAGCAAUCGUGUCCUUCAAGGAGCAAAUUGAUGCUUUGGCAACUGAAGCAUUUCAGACAAGGGAAUCUCUAAAGAACGCAGAGAAUGAACUGAUGAAGCAGAAGGGAUUAAUGGCAGAGCAAACUAAAGAUAUUAAAACCAAAUCUGCAGAGAUAGAGAAAUACAGAGAGCAAAAUAAUGAAUUGCAACUUAACAUGAAUGCACUAGAACAUGACAUCAGCAAGUAUCAACAAGAGACUGCUGAUGCUUCUUCCACGUUGGACAAACUGCUGAAAGAGUAUAAGUGGAUAGCUUCAGAAAAAGAGCAUUUUGGCCAGCCAGACACAAGUUAUGAUUUUGAAGCCAGCAAUCCUAAAGAAGCAGGUCAGAAGCUGCAGAAACUGCUGACAAAAAAGGAGAAGCUGGAGAAGUCCUUGAACAUGAGAGCUAUGAAUUUGCUUUCUGAGGCAGAGGAGAAGUAUAACGACUUAAUGAAGAAAAGGAGAAUUGUGGAGAAUGACAAAAUAAAAAUUCUUGCAACUAUUGAAGAGCUUGACCGAAAGAAAAAUAAAGCUUUACACAUUGCUUGGGAAAAGGUGAACAAAGACUUUGGUUCCAUCUUCUCGAUGCUUCUACCAGGAGCCAAAGCCAUGUUAGUUCCAUCUAAAAAGCAAAAUAUCCUGGAUGGUCUGGAGUUCAGGGUUGGCUUAGGAAACAUCUGGAAGGAAAACUUAACAGAACUUAGUGGAGGUCAAAGAUCACUGGUGGCCUUGUCCUUGAUCUUAGCCAUCCUUCUCUUCAAACCUGCUCCAAUUUACAUCUUGGAUGAAGUGGAUGCUGCUCUUGACCUUUCUCAUACCCAGAAUAUUGGACAGAUGCUUGAUGCUCAUUUCAAACAAUCCCAGUUCCUUGUGGUGUCCUUGAAGGAUGGAAUGUUUAACAAUGCCAAUGUCCUCUACAGAACCAAGUUUGUUGAUGGUAUAAGCACAAUUUCAAGACACUGUCAGUUAAAAAAAAAAGCAGCCACUGAAUGAAACUAGUAAUAACAAAGUUGAGUAACAAACAACACAGUAAUGGUGACUCAAGCAUUCUGUGCUCCUUGGUAGUAGGAAGCCUGAGAAUCACCUUUUUAAAAAAAAAUCAUUAUUUUUAUCUUGAUUCUAUUGAAUAAGUCAUAGUUUUUAGCUUUUUAAAUAACUCCCAUUCAUGGCAGCUUACUGGAGUCUUUCUGUCAGAAAGGUGUGAUGAAUGAAGCUUGCAGCAUAUAUAGUUUUCAGGAAACCUACUGCAAACUAAGAUACUGCAUUCAGCUUUUGCUGUAAAUUGAAGUGAUGUAUGAAUAUGUAAGUUAGUGUAAGCUUUAAGCUGCUUAACCUAAUUAUUUGUGAGAAGUACGGUGGGCAACUUUUUUAACUGCCAAUUUUUAGUUGCUUGCUAAUGGAUUUAAUAAAUUUUAAACAGAAAACUUU